Molecule: messenger RNA, 1911 nt
Organism: Protopterus annectens (West African lungfish)
Lineage: Eukaryota; Metazoa; Chordata; Ceratodontiformes; Protopteridae
Product: 52 kDa repressor of the inhibitor of the protein kinase-like
Exons: 2
Coding region: 1-1911 (636 amino acids)
Molecular function (GO): protein dimerization activity
Source: RefSeq, a predicted model, not a curated record
AUGACCGACUGGUCGAAUGCAAAAAAGAUCUUGGAGCGGCACAGUAACUCUAAAGAACAUGGCAAUGCAGUUGCAAGGUCAGAGGCAUUUUUAGAAGUGUGUUGUGGUAAGAUGAAAACAGCACUGCACUCCAUUUCACAGAUGGAUAAAAGACUGCAAGAACGCACAUUACAUGCCUUAAAAUGUAUAGUGAAAAUAAUCAUCUUGUGUGGAAGAGAAAAUUUGCCAUUACGAGGACGACUGUCCGACAGUGGGACCUUCAAAUCUCUGCUGCAAUAUACUGCUGAACUGGACCCUUUGUUUGCAGAACAUUUGCAAAAGGCACAUAGAAAUGCUCAAUAUAUUUCAGCACAGAUUCAAAAUGAAUUGAUUCAGCUCAUUUCUUUGCAGAUUCAACGAAAUAUUCUUAACCGUGUGAAGGACGCAUGUUACUUUAGUUUAAUUGCAGAUGGCACUACAGACAUUUCCCGGAAGGAGCAGAUUACGCUAACUCUAAGAUAUGUUCACCACACUCACAGGAAGGUAGAAAUUCGAGAAGACUUCAUUGAGUUUGUAGAGGCUAUGGACACCACUGGAAAAGCAUUGGCAGAUCUUUUCUUGCAGCGAAUGACAGCAUGGGGUCUGGAUAAAGGAUGUAUGCGUGGACAGGGUUAUGACCGAGGUAGUAACAUGAGUGGCCACUUCAGUGGAGUUCAGGCAAGAAUUCGGGCAUUAUUUCCAGAAGCACUAUACUCAGCAUGCAAAGCACACAACCUAAACACUGCUAUUGUACAUUCCUGUGCAAUGCGUGAAAUGGCAAAUGCACUUGACACAUGUCGAAGUGUAAUUGCCACUAUAAAUUCCUCUGCAAAACGUCAUAAUGUAUAUUUGUGUCAGCUGAAGGAAUUUGCAAGUUUGCCAUCAGAGUACGAUGAUGUGUCUGCAGACAGAAGUACGUCUCUACGUGCACCAGGGGCAACAAGGUGGAUGAGUCAAGCCGAUUGCCUACAUGCAUUUAAGAUGAAGUAUGCUGUUAUUGCCAGUUGUUUGGAAAAUAUGGCAGAAUUUGACAAAGAGGCAGAAAGAUACCUAUAUUCUAUUUCCAAAUUUGAUUUCAUUGUUGAGUUGGUAAUAAUGGAAUCUAUACUGGGCAUUGUUAAGCCUCUUCAUCUUUAUUUUCAACGUGAACAAAUUGAUCUGAUACAGGCAUCAGAAGAAACUUCAGUUAUCGUAGAAACUCUUAAAAAUAUUAGAAGCGAUGCUGACAGGAAAUUCAAAGUGCUCUAUGAAGAGGUACAGGAACUUGCAAGUCAAGUCUUUACCGAAGAAAGUGUACCUAGAAUAUGUGGCAGACAAACAAAAAGGAGCAACAUCACUGCUUCUAAUCCAGAAGAAUACUACAGACGAAACACAUUCAUACCAUUCUUGGACCAUGUGAUUGCUGAACUGACUGAACAACUUAUUGAAUGCCCACGUUUCCUGGCACAAUAUUUGGCACCCAAGUCAUUGUACAUGCUUCAGGAUGAUGCCAAAGUUAUUGAACUGUAUGAGGCUUACAAGACCGACUUGUCCUCUCUACAUAACCUACGAGAGGAACUGGUAAGAUGGUCCACAAAGUGGAACAUGGUACCAGAGAACCAAUUCCCUACCACAAUUAUUGAUACACUGCAGCACUUAAAACCUGAGUUCUAUCCAGAUAUCAACACUGCAUUAAGUAUUCUGGCAACAAUGCCAGUCAGUGUUGCAUCUGCAGAAAGGACAUUUAGUGCCUUCAGGAGGAUAAAGACCUGGCUCCGAAACUGCAUGAGCGAACACCGUUUAACAGGAUUGGCACUCAUGCAUAUACAUGACGACAUAGACAUUGACAUUGAGCAAGUCCUAAGAGAUUUCAAUCCGUGCAAUGAUCGGCGCAUAAACUUAUUUCCAGCAUAA